GAGAGGAGCUGGGGGAGGACGGUGACCCGCGAGGCUCGUCGCAGAGAACGCGGCGGCGAUGUCCGCGAGCCAGGCGAGUGCCGCGGCGGCAGCGGCGGGGCCUCGCGCGUGGCAGGGCGGCCUGGGCUUCGGCCUCCCUCCGGUUCCCUGGAAGCGGGCCCGCGGCCAGCGCGGGAGCAGCAGCAGAGGCGGAGGCUCCAGCGCGUCUCUCUCCUCCCCCUCAGCCUGAGCCAGGGGAGGCCAGACGGCCCAGGUGUCUGGAAGGGGGUCCGCUGCCCGAGAAUGGGAAUUCUCUUCACCAGAAUAUGGAGACUGUUCAAUCACCAGGAGCACAAUGUUAUCAUUGUUGGGCUGGAUAAUGCGGGAAAGACUACCAUCCUUUACCAAUUUUCUAUGAAGGAAGUUGUACACACAUCUCCUACAAUAGGAAGUAACGUAGAAGAGAUAGUGAUUAAUAAUACACGUUUCCUAAUGUGGGAUAUUGGUGGCCAAGAAUCUCUCCGUUCUUCCUGGAACACUUAUUAUACUAACACAGAGUUUGUAAUAGUUGUUGUGGACAGUAAAGACAGAGAGAGGAUUUCUGUAACUAGAGAAGAACUCUAUAAAAUGUUAGCGCAUGAGGACCUAAGAAAAGCUGGAUUGCUGAUUUUUGCUAAGAAACAAGAUGUUAAAGAAUGCAUGACUGUAGCAGAAAUCUCCCAGUUUUUGAAGCUAACUUCUAUUAAAGAUCACCAGUGGCAUAUCCAGGCAUGCUGUGCUCUAACUGGCGAGGGAUUGUGCCAAGGACUUGAAUGGAUGAUGUCACGACUUUAGAUGAUUUCUACUGACCUCUUCUCAUAGACUUUGUAUAAAUGAAGUAAUGGACUUUACCUGGAAGCUGCAAAAAUUAAUGGUUUAGAUAUAUUUAUAAUAAACUGAUUUAAACGUUUUCUAUAAGAAGAAAAAUUAAGACCACUUAUUUGAAAACAAAGAUGAAGUCUCACCUUCCAAUUUGCUUUCUCGUUAGUUUUUUCCAAAGUAAGUUUUAAAGCUGCGAUUGACAUUUUUCUCAUAAUGAAUCCUCUCAGGACAUUGUGUAGCCUGUGGUAAGUACAAAGGGAGAGGAAGACAUUUUGAAUUUUAAGAGCUUUAUUAUCAGUAUAACCCUCCCUAGUUGAAUGUUGUUUCUUCUUGUUCCAUUAAGUCAAAAUUACAAAUCACAGAUACUUAGUUUCCAAUAUUUUAAAAUAUAACGUUACUUAUAAAAAGUAUUUUGCUUAAGGUUGUGUGUAUAUUGUGUAUAUACCUCAAGUUCAAGUUAAUGGCUUUGAUUUAUGUUCUAAAGAAACACAAAUAACAAAUAUUAAUAAUAUCCUUAUAACCAUAAUGAGAUAAAUAUUGACAUUGGUGUUAAGUGCCAUUUUAUAGUUUCUCCCUAUGUUCACUGUAUUGUACUAAUCAACCUCCCAAAUCAAUGAGCUGCUUGUUAAAAAAAAAAGGAAAAGGAAAAAGCAUGACAUUGUGUAUUGAUUUUUUGUUGACUAAAAUCACACAUGUGGAAACAUGUAAUUCAGCAGGGUGGGAUAGCUAUCAGAUUCUUGGCUUAGUAUUACUAAUGGGCAGGAUUGUACCAUGAGCAACUAUCAGAUUAUUCCUUUCAGUGGUUCUUAUGGCAUCUAAAUUACUGAAUAAAUUAUUCAUUAAUCAGUGAAUCAUAAAUUAUGAUUAAAAUGGUCAAAUGAAUUCUCA
This is a messenger RNA of Sapajus apella (tufted capuchin), 1728 nucleotides long. RefSeq names its product ADP-ribosylation factor-like protein 5A. The coding region runs from base 283 to 813 and encodes 176 amino acids. Gene Ontology annotation, cellular component: cytoplasm; trans-Golgi network. Gene Ontology annotation, biological process: protein localization to Golgi membrane; intracellular protein transport; vesicle-mediated transport. Gene Ontology annotation, molecular function: GTPase activity; GTP binding. The record is from RefSeq and is a predicted model, not a curated record. NCBI's taxonomy places the organism in Eukaryota, Metazoa, Chordata, Mammalia, Primates, Cebidae. The transcript has 2 exons.